AUGGACAACCAUAUUAAUGCCCACGAUUAUUUCAUAUACAAUCCAACGUACCACGUUGCCAUUUGUAAGAAAUGCGGGCACGCCGUGGUUCCCCGAGAUAUCAUCGGCCAUUUAAGUAAGCGGCGCGGUGAUCAUUAUAUCCCCGAGAGUGUUGCGCAGCGAGUGAAAGAAAUCAUUAUCGAUGAGUGGGACGAAGUACACAACGAGCCCGGUAUAUUCCCCACGCAAGUAGAGCAGCCCAUCGCGGGUUUAACCGUCCAUACCGAUGGGAUUAAGUGUUCAUUUUGCGUGUAUGUAUGUCGAUCCCCCGAGAGUAUUCGGAAGCAUUGGCGGGUUACCCAUCAGUUUUCCCCGUACCAACAGAGUCGGAAACCGCGGCCAUCCGAGACGGCCGCGGGACAGGAGAAGCGAGACCAAGCAAUGCAACGAGUGGUGUGCCAGCGGUUUUUCCGUAGCAAAUUUGGGUCGCAUUACAUCCAUGUUCGACACCCCAGUCCCGCGUGUGAGCCCGCCGCACCACCGCCCCAGGCCAGUCGGGUGGCCCAAGCCAUCGAUAAGAUAGAAGCGAUAUUCGCCCAGCAGCGGCAGCAGCCCGCCGUGAUCCAGGCCGGGGAAAUCGACGAGGCCAACCUAUGGUUAGACCGCACCGGAUGGGCCCGUUAUUUAUACGGCCAGACGCCCAAGGUAUUACGUAUAUGCGUGGAAUCCCCCGCGGACGACGCCGAGGGCCCCGAAGCCACCGUCGGCGCGCACCGACAUAUAGAGCAUCCCAUCGAAGCCAUUACAGGCGUAUAUGCACGAGCACGCCGAGUUAGAGCGCCACGUCGAGCCGUACCAGCGGGUGUUGAUGUUUUUUGCGCGGAUCGUAUCGCAUGGGACGCAUUGUGGCGGGCCGCCCAGUGUCUGCACGCGGGCCGGCCCGUGCAGAACCCCAUCGACGGUGGGGACGACCAACCCCACCGGUUAGAGCCCGUGGAGGCGCGAUGUAUGGAUUUUGUGAUUGAGUUGUUGAACCAGCGGAUCCAGUCGAGUGAGUACGAGUGCGCAUUCGUAUAUGCAUUAGCUGUAUUAGGCGUGAGCGAUCACGAGGGCGGCCGGCCAUGGAAGGAUCCCCACAGUUAUCCGCUGAUAUUAUCUAGUAUGAUCAAGGUUUCGCGGUUUGUGAUCGUGCACAAGGUAUAUUUGUUAGACCCGGACGCCCGCGAGUUAUUCUAG
Penicillium cinerascens is the source of this 1215-nucleotide messenger RNA. RefSeq lists its product as uncharacterized. The record is from RefSeq and is a predicted model, not a curated record. Bases 1 to 1215 code for a protein of 404 amino acids. The transcript is spliced from 3 exons. NCBI's taxonomy places the organism in Eukaryota, Fungi, Ascomycota, Eurotiomycetes, Eurotiales, Aspergillaceae.